Messenger RNA from Symbiodinium necroappetens, 352 nucleotides. NCBI's taxonomy places the organism in Eukaryota, Dinophyceae, Suessiales, Symbiodiniaceae. The record is from the annotation of a GenBank genome assembly.
GCUGGUGCUCAAACACCACUGCUGGGAUGUUCGCGAGCAGCCUUGGGCAUUGCCGCAGCAAGUGGGCCGGAGACGCCUUGCCGUGCCAGAGACGGAUGCUGAUCGGCUGAUCAAGUUCGGAAACGUCUGGGAUCUCGAGAACCCACGACGAGGUCGAACAGUCUGGAUGGUAUCGCAUCCGUUCAAAGGACGGACCAAAAGCGAAAUCCGGAUGAAGAGGCGAGUGGUGCAGCGCCAGUCCGACAUCCGCCGAAGACGAGCACGGCAAUGGCAUGAGGAGAACGACGAAGAGCGGGGUUAUGAGACGGACUUGAACGACGAUGAGCGGGGUUAUGAGGCGGACUUCGAUUGA